Molecule: messenger RNA, 3255 nt
Organism: Metopolophium dirhodum (rose-grain aphid)
Lineage: Eukaryota; Metazoa; Arthropoda; Insecta; Hemiptera; Aphididae
Gene: Abi
Product: abl interactor 2
Exons: 6
Coding region: 275-1912 (545 amino acids)
Molecular function (GO): SH3 domain binding
Source: RefSeq, a predicted model, not a curated record
AGCCACCGAGGCCUAAUAGGCAAAAGCCCCUCCUGGCUCAUGUCAACAUUGAACGUACUACAUAAUAAUAGGUAGUUCAUAAUUCAUUGUCAUCUACGUUCUAUAUACAGUUAUAGUACAAUCAGUUUGUGGCUUUGUGCGAGUAUAUGGAUUUUAUCAAUUAUAUUUAAUAGUUCAAUGUGAAAUGUAUUAAUUAUUUAAUUUAAUAAAACUAAUUUCUCAGUUCUAUAUUAUUCGUUCUCGAUCUAUUUUAACAAGUUAAUGUUAUUGAAAUAUGGCCAUGUGGACGACGUUUACGAAUACAGGAACUUCGGAUCCAAGUCGAGAAUCUGGCUUAGGAAGUGAUUCUGACAACAUGGCUGAAUUGGCACAGCUGUUACAAGCUGAUAUACCGGAGGGUCGUAACAGUUUGACAGACAGUCAUGUAAAUUUAGAGCGUGUUGCUGAAUACUGUGAAGGAAAUUAUUUUCAAGCUGAGAAUAAACGAUUGGCUUUAGAAGAAACAAAAAACUAUACUACCCAGUCGUUAGCUAGUGUUGCAUAUCAAAUAAACACACUUGCUUAUAACUUUUUACAAUUAUUGGACCUUCAAACCGUUCAACUAUCUGAAAUGGAUAGUCAAAUCAACCACAUUGCUCAAAACGUAAUGAUUCAUAAAGAAAAAGUUGCUAGACGAGAAAUCGGUGUAUUGACAGCAAAUAAAACAACCAACCGUCAAUAUAAAAUCAUUGCACCUGCUAAUCCUGAAAAACCUAUUAAAUAUGUUAGAAAACCAAUUGAUUUUACAGCACUUGAUGAUAUUGGCCACGGUGUUCGUAAUACUCCCCGUAUGGUCCGUCAACCAAUUUCCAAUAGUUCCAGUGCUUCAACUAAUAUGUCAUCUGUUGGUCCUGCUCCUACAAUCAAACCACCUACUCCUCCAGCAGUUAUACGAGCAACUGGAUCAUUGAGUAAAGGGUCUCGUGAAUAUCGUACACCUCCCGCGGUUGCUCCACCACAAGUUCCCAGUCACUAUGCUCCUAAUUAUCCACUAGGCCAUGUCAGACGUGAAAAAGGACCUGGUUAUAAUACUCUUCCUCUACAUCACACAUCGUCGUCUAGUAGCAUACAACAAUCUCCAAUCAUUGGCAUGGUGCAUCCAAUGCAGCAGUCGGAACAACCAUCAUCUUUAAACUCUAUGCCCCCUCCACCGUCUCCUCAUACAUUAAACACAAGAAUGGGAGUUGGACCAGAUUUGUUGGACCAUCAUCUCCAUCAGGCUCCUUUUUCAUCAAAUACUGACCAUUAUCGUUCAAAUACUUCUCAACAGUCAUCUACAGACCAUUAUCGUUCAAAUAUAUCUCAACAAUCUUCUACAGAUCAUUAUCGAUCUAAUACAUCGCAACUAUCAUCUACUGAUCAUUAUCGUUCAAAUUUAUCUCAACAAUCAUCCACCGAUCAUUAUCGUUCGAACAUCCCUCAACAGCCACCUACUGAUCAUUAUCGUUCUAACAUUCCCCAGCUAACAACUACUGACCACUAUCGUGCAAAUACCUCACAGUUACCUGGUAUCUUAAAAAACUCAUCACAAUAUCAUUCUUCAUCUGCAGUAGUCACUUCCCCUCAACAGCAACAUACUAGACAAGCAUCAGCUUCUCCGCCAUUACCACCACCUCCAGAAGAUCACUUUGGUCAUAUUGCUGCUGGUCCAAUUGUACCCCAAGAACCUGAUCUUCCAGGAUGGGUUCCUAAGAAUUAUUUGGAGAAGGUAAUUGCAAUUUAUGAUUAUUAUGCUGAUAAAGACGAUGAAUUAAGUUUUCAAGAAAAUUCAGUUAUUUAUGUCUUAAAGAAAAAUGAUGAUGGUUGGUGGGAAGGUGUAAUGGACGGCAUUACAGGCUUAUUCCCAGGAAAUUAUGUUGAAGGCUGUAAAUAAAGCAUAUAUUUACAUUUUAUUUUUAUACAAUAUUAAUAAGCUUUCAAUACGAAAUUAAUAUUAUUAUUACCAACAUAUAUGAUAAUAUAAUAAUAUGAUAAUGUUUUAUUAAAGAGCUUUAAACAAAAUAAGUUUAAGUUUAAAUAUUUAAAAUUAAAAUUGAAUUUGAAUUAUAAACGUAUUUACUAUUUAAUCAAGAUAAUAUAAUAGUUUUGAAACUUGUUAAUAUUAUUUUAUUUCAAUAAGUGUUCUUUAAUAAUUAUGUUUAAUGACUUACUAUAAUAUUUAUGUAUAAACUAUAAAUUAAACUAAUUCAUAAUUAAUGAUGGAUAAUAUAGCGGUAUGCCGGUAUCAAAUCAUUAUAUAUUGGUUAAAUAUUUAAUAGACCCGUUGAAUGUUUCUUUACUUUUAUUUAUUUUAAUUGCACGUUAGUAUUAAUUUAAAAAUAUACUUCAAAUUAAAUAGUUAAAAAUAUUUAUUGCACUUUGUACACAAGUAUAUUAUUUAUUUUAUUUGUAUAAAUAUUAUUUAUGAUUUAUUUUAAAGUCAAUUGACUACUGAAAUAAUUUUUAUUGAAAAUAUACAAUAUAAGUUAUCGCAAUAGUUUAUUAAUAUUUAAAAUUAUUACCUAAUUAGUUAAUUAUGUAUCUAUUUUAAAUUGUUUUAUACCAAACGUAGAAAUAUGUUUCAUGUGAAGUGUCUGGGGAUUUUGAAUAAGUAUAUUAUGCUUCUUUUUAAACAACAUUUUCUAAAUACUAAUCUAUAGAAUACACUUAUAAAUUGCUUAAAUUUUAAUGAAAAAUAUUAUUAAAAUUCUCAAAAUGCAGUAGCAUUGAGCUUAGUUAUGUUGUUAGUUCCAUUUUUAAGGGAAACCUUUUGAAAUUUUCAAACUAUUUAGUAUUUACCCUGCAACUGCAUACUACAUUUUACUGAUUAUUAAAAUUAUAAGUUAUAUAAAAUGAAUACCACAUUUGUAUUUACUCUUUAGUCUAUACAUUCUUAAAUCGUAUAUUUGUAUUGUCUUAAUAUCUAAUUUAAUGUUUGUAACUCUCGAUUAGCAUUUUAUUUAUUCAGUGUAUAACAUUAUAUAGCCUAUAAUCUUAUGUUCCCAGAAAGUCGGGAUCCAAUUAAUUUAUAUAGGUGUUUAUGAAGUAUACAUGGCAAUAUUAUAAAAUAAUCUUUAUAUCGGUCUAUUUCAGUUAGUGUAUAAAAUGAUUAGUAUGGACUUCAGAGUUCGAACCACUAUAAUAAUUUAUAUAGCAGCGUGUUAAUACUGUUUUAGUUAAAUGAUAAGAAAAUUAAUUGCAUGGGAUCAUCAUUACUAUGGCUAUAGAUCUCAAAAC